AUGACAAGUCAUGUUAAAAUACGGUUAGCUUCAGAGAGAGUUAACCAUUCUGUACGUUCUAAUAAUGAGUUACCCCGUUUUUAUACUCCCGGAGAGGUUAUCACGGGCAUGCAAGAUUUUAUGCGUGGUCACGGUACUUACGCAGAAGAUGAUUCCUUAAAAGCUUCAGUGGCUGGUGUAAUGCAAAAAGUCAACAAGUUGAUAUGUAUUAGACCUUUGAAAAGUCGAUAUGUUGGUGAAAUAGGUGAUGUAGUAGUAGGUAGAGUCCUGGAAGUUCAACAGCGUAGAUGGAAAGUAGAAACUAACUCACGUUUAGACUCAGUGCUUCAGUUAUCAUCUGUGAAUCUGCCAGGUGGUGAACUUAGGCGCAGAUCAGUUGAAGAUGAACAGAUGAUGAGAAAACACUUGCAAGAAGGAGAUCUCAUCAGUGCUGAAGUACAGAGUGUGUUUUCAGAUGGCUCCCUGUCUUUGCACACUAGAAGCUUAAAGUAUGGCAAGCUAGGCCAAGGCGCACUCAUCAAAGUAUUUCCAUCAUUGAUCAAGCGUAGGAAAAACCAUUUCCACCAUCUUCCUUGUGGUUUAUCUGUAAUUAUAGGCAAUAAUGGCUACAUUUGGAUUAGUCCUCCUGAACAUAAUAAUCUAACUGAAGGAAGCAGUAAAGAUGAAAUAGAGAAUGGUGAAUCACAGAGUGUGAGUAGAUCAGAUCGAGAAACAAUGGCAAGAGUAAAAAACUGUAUAGCUGCCUUAGUUGCUUCCAAGUUGAUGCUAGAUGACACCAGCAUCAUGUUUGCAUAUGAGGAGAGCUUGAAAUAUGAUGAUGUUAAGGAUCUACUUGACCCAGAGGCCAUGUUAGAUGUUGCAUUCCUCACAGAACAUAGAAUAAAUAAUAUUAUGGAAGAGUGA
This is a messenger RNA of Arctia plantaginis, 903 nucleotides long. The record is from the annotation of a GenBank genome assembly. NCBI's taxonomy places the organism in Eukaryota, Metazoa, Arthropoda, Insecta, Lepidoptera, Erebidae.